AUGUCUACCACUAAACGAAAGUCAGAUGCCAUGGACGUCACGCCUACGGGCAGUCCCACCAAGAAGAUGCGCUUGACACAGAACCAGAAGCAAGCACUCAUCGACAAUCUACAGCUUGAAAUCACCGAACGAGCGCGUAAACUUCGGGCUCAGUAUGCCCUUCAGGCGAACGAUCUCCGGUCGCGCAUUGAACGACGCGUCAAUCGAAUCCCAGUCUCACUGCGUAAAGCCAACAUCGGCGAGCUACUCGAAAAGCACAAUGCUGCCAUGAACAAACAACAGAUCGCUUCGCCUUCCCGAAAAUACUCGCCCACCAAAUUGUCACGUAACGUUGCGAGUGUCUCUGUUGACCCAGCGACAUCUCCCAGACGCGACAGCAGGACUCGGGGAGCAAGCCACGACCCGCACUUCUCCGAUAAAGAAAACGCACCUGCCGCUGGCACACCCGAGGGAAUCAAGAAUCCAAAGCGCCGUGUGAAGCCAGCCGGACCAGGCGGGCCCACGCGCGUGGCUUCACAGGAAGUACGAGGCAACGAGAACCGGAUCCUGUCACCCAAGUCCAACAAUUCCCGAACAUAUCCUCACUCGCCAUUCCGUGCAUCCCCCGAGAAGGGCCAACCUACCUACUUGUCGCGCCCUACUUCUCCCUUGAAGCCGUCUAGUCCGCUGCGAUCACGCGGUGCCACAGUCUCUGCAGUGAAAGACCAGCGGCCACCCUCCCAGCUCCAGAGGACUACUAACCGUGCCGCUACGGGACCCAAGACUACUCGGUCACCGUUGCCGCGUCCAGCGACCCGCCAGGGCGAGCGCAAGAAUAGCACGGGAUCCACCGCGUCUUCGGGUACCACCGUCACCAAAACAGCGAGGACAGGUGCUGGAGCGAGAAAGGCGACAACGGCAUCUGUUGCCGCUGCCGUGAAGAAGGCUGCUCCGCGUGCACAGGCGGCAUCGAUGACUGUGAAGAAGACCGCCACCACUGCUGCAAUGCGGAAGGCCACCGCCCCGGCUGUGGCUGAAACUGCACCUCGAACUCGAGCUCUGCGCAAGCGGAUUUAG
This is a messenger RNA of Penicillium bovifimosum, 1056 nucleotides long. RefSeq lists its product as uncharacterized. The coding region runs from base 1 to 1056 and encodes 351 amino acids. Lineage: Eukaryota; Fungi; Ascomycota; Eurotiomycetes; Eurotiales; Aspergillaceae. Gene Ontology annotation, biological process: mitotic sister chromatid segregation. The transcript has 3 exons. The record is from RefSeq and is a predicted model, not a curated record. Gene Ontology annotation, cellular component: chromosome passenger complex; chromosome, centromeric region; spindle midzone.